Papaver somniferum (opium poppy) is the source of this 429-nucleotide messenger RNA. RefSeq lists its product as uncharacterized. Lineage: Eukaryota; Viridiplantae; Streptophyta; Magnoliopsida; Ranunculales; Papaveraceae. The coding region runs from base 1 to 429 and encodes 142 amino acids. The transcript has a single exon. The record is from RefSeq and is a predicted model, not a curated record.
AUGAAUUCAAACUUUCUAUUUCUACUUCCUAAAGUCCAAGGUGCAAAAAAAGCUGAGCAAUUUAGACCUAUUGGACUAGCUAAUUUCAGUUUCAAGAUUAUUAGAAGAAUUAUCACAUCAAGACUUAGCUCUUUGAUUGAGAAAAUAGUAUCUUGUCAGCAACAAGCAUUCAUUAAAGGCAAAGAUAUUCAUGAAAAAAUUGUUUUAGCUUCUGAGAUGGUGAAUGAAUCAGAUAUUAAGAGGAGAGGAGGAAAUAUUGGUUUAAAGCUAGAUACUACACAAGCAUAUGAUUCAUUGAGCUGGGACUUCCUCUUUGAAACUUUAAAACAUUUUGGAUUCUCUGAAGUUGGAAUUAGAUGGUUAAGAACUUUGUUUGAGUCUGCUAAAAUCUCAGUAUUAGUAAAUGGUGGACCUUGUGGGUUUUUUUAA